CAUAGCAGCAGUGGUCCCUAGUAAAAUCAUGUGAUUUGAUAGUAGUUUGUUAGUUAUUUGGACAUAAGCUAAAGGUCGCUGUGAUUUCUCAAAUCGCAAAAGUACCAUAUAGAUGCCAGAUUUUUAUUGAUCAUUGUCGUAUAAACAUUUAUAGUUUGUUUUUUUUUUUUCGUCUGUUAUGUUUUAGGGCAAUCGUGUAAGGUCGCUCAGAAUCGCUUUAGUUGCAUAUUUCUUCUAAAGAGAAUCUUAUGGUUUAUUUGUAUUUUAUUUGAUUUCUCGCCUACAUCUACACAUUCCAGACUGGUCCAUAUAGAUACCAGAUUUACGAUAGCCGGCAGCCAUAGAACUAUUUUGGGUUUCUAAGAAAGUCAUGUGAUUCGGUGGCGGUUUCUUAUUUCGAUAUCAACAAAAAGUCGCGUUGAUGACCCGAGCAUCCGGCAAAAGUAGCAUAGGUUGCACCUUUCUUGUAAAUAUGAAAUGUUUUGGCUUAUUUGUUUAUUUGAACACUGCUCCAGACCUCCACUGACAUCUUGCCUCUGGGCUCGUUGUGUUUAUUAAUUAAUUUCACUCGUAACAAUCGUAAAGCAAACAAGAAAAAGUAUGGGAAGGGGGUUAGCUCUACACAGCUAACGACAAUCGCUACAACAAUUACAAUUGCAAGUCAACGAGCGGGUAAAUAAAUAUUUAUGGAUGGCUAAACUCUGUUGGCCACAGUGCCAGCCACAAGUGUUUGUCCCCAUGAGCUGAAAAUGCAGUGGAGCCGAGCCUUCGGUAGUAGUUUGGUGGCUCGGUGAGGAUGACCCACUCACCGAAAGGGAUUCCAAGGGCUUUGGGGCUGCGGUUAUGGUUAUCCUUCGCCGGGUUACCCCAUUUCUAGCCGCACGUGGUGCAACACAACAGGCCGCUAUCUCUCGACGGGGUCGUAAAUGCCGUAGUAUAUGCCCAAUGCUGGCUCAACAGCAACAGCUUGUGGUUCCGUUUGGGCCUUUAUUUCAUCGACGGCCGGCAGACGGUAAAGACGUGUUCCGACGCCUAAAGGCAUAUUUGCUGAAUCUCAAGAGGCCCGAUUAGGGCAACUUAUCAACCCGAGCGAUUAGAUGUGCGAUUAGGGUUGCCGGGAAUAACCAGCUCAAUACCUUCAUCAGAAACUAUCAUCUGCAAUGGCAACUUUGGGCGCCUGGGACUACACCAUCCUGGCUGUGGUGCUGGUCAUCUCUGUGGCCAUUGGCAUCUACUACCGUUUCGUAGGCGGCAAGCAGAGCACCACCACCGAAUACCUGCUGGCGGAUCGUUCUAUGGGCGUUGCCCCAGUGGCCUUCAGCCUAAUGGCCAGUUUCAUGUCGGCCAUCACCAUACUGGGCGUGUCCAUGGAGAACUACCAGUACGGCACCAUGUUCGUUCUGAUCAACCUGUCAUACGUAGUUUCUACCCCGGUGGCCGCUUACCUUAUCAUUCCGGUUUUCUACCGCCUCAAAACGGCCAGCGUGUACGAGUAUCUAGAGUUGCGCUUUGGCUAUGCCACCCGAUUGGCCGCCUCGCUGAGUUUCUCGCUGCAGAUGGUCCUCUACAUGGGCAUUGUGGUCUAUGCCCCGGCCUUGGCGCUGGAAGCUGUCACUGGACUGAACCAGGUAUUCUCCAUUGUAAUCGUUGGAGUCGUCUGUACAUUCUACGCGACGCUCGGCGGGAUGAAGGCCGUACUCAUCACGGAUAUCUACCAGUCGCUUCUCAUGUUCGCCGCCGUCUUUAGUGUGAUUAUUUGUGCCUGGGUUAAGGCGGGCAGCUUGGAGGAGAUAUGGCGAGUGGCACAGGAAAAUGGACGUAUUAAUUUUACCAACUUUAGUGUAGAUCCCACGGAGCGUCACACCUGGUUCACCCAGAUACUGGGUGGAAGUGCCACCUACUUGGCUAUUUAUGGAGUGAACCAAACCCAGGUCCAGCGUCUGAUGGCGGUGAGGAGUUUGAGUGCCGCUCGAGCGGCUCUGUGGUGGUGCCUGCCCAUUCUAUGCCUGUUAAGUAUUAGCACCUGCUUCUCCGGACUAUGCAUCUACUGGUAUUACCGAAAUUGCGAUCCGUUGUUGGAAGGACGGGUCAACUCGCGUGAUCAGGUGAUGCCGCUCUUCGUGGUGGAUACGAUGGGCGAGUAUACCGGUCUAGCUGGACUGUUCGUUUCGGGGAUCUUUUGCGCCAGUCUCUCCACGAUUAGCUCCAUAAUCAGCUCACUGGCGGCUGUCACCCUGGAAGAUUACCUCAAACCCUUGUUUAGCUGCUGCACCAAACGCACGCUAUCCGAUCGCCAGACCUUGUGGUACUCCAAGUUGUUAUCGCUAUUCUUUGGAGCCCUAUGCAUCGGCAUGGCCUUUAUGGCGGGAUCGAUUGGAGGACUCCUACAGGCAGCACUCUCAAUCUUUGGCAUCAUUGGCGGACCUCUGCUGGGACUCUUCACGCUUGGCAUGUACGUGACCAAGGCCAACGAGAAGGGAGCCAUUGGUGGUCUGCUCAUCUCGCUGGCUUUCUGCUUUUGGAUUGGUUUUGGUCAACCAAAGCCACCAUUGAUUAGCUUGGAUAUGUCAACGGCGGGAUGUCCGAUAAACAGGAGCUAUGCCCGUGACGUUUUCCUCAUGACUGGUAAAGCGGCGGCGGAGGAUGAGCAUUUCUUUUACCUGUACAGGAUUAGCUACAUGUGGUAUGCUGCCUUGGGCUUCGUCAUUGCUUUUUUCGGUGGCUGGCUCCUGUCCUGGCUGUUUGCUCUUUUUAAUUGGGACAACAAUAGACGGAUCUACCAGGAUGCGGACUGUACGCUAAUAAAACACGAUCUGUUCGUACCGCCGCUGGCCAAACGUUUGCAACGGCGACAGAUGCCGCUUCUGGUGGUCACCGGGACUAGCUCGGAGAUUGGUGGAAUAUCGGUGGAGGCAGCUUCGGCGCCGCCGCGGCUAGACGAGAUCGAGUGGGAGAAACACAAGGCUGUGGCGUAGCUUAAAGUGCAAUUUCCAGUUUUUAUUUUUAAUACCCUUGCUGGCUACUUCUCUAUGCCGACAUCCAUUUCGCUGAGUCAUCUGCUGUUCUUUUUUCUGGGAUCACCAUAUAAAUACGCUUAAAAAUGAUAAGAACUUGGCUGUUUUUUUUUGUUUUUUUUUUGUUUUUAUAUGGUUAGGUUUAUUAGCGAUUUUAAACGAGUCUAAAUAAUCGACACUAUCAUUAGAAAUGUUUUAAAAACUAUAAUGGUCAAAAAAAAAAAAAAAAAGAAAUACAUAUUUAUUUAUAACGUCGUUACGAAAGUAGAUCAAAUUGAACCAAUCAUAUCGGAAUAUUAUAUAGUAUAUAAUUGUAUGUCUGCAAGGGUAUACCCAUCAUCGCUCUCCGAAGAGCGUACUAGCCUUUUGCCUCUUGUCACAUUAUAUAUAUUUUAUAUUAGCUGAACUUUGGCUUUUAAUAAACGAGCUUACUUCAUUAA
This is a messenger RNA of Drosophila eugracilis, 3454 nucleotides long. Its product is annotated as putative sodium-dependent multivitamin transporter. Bases 1161 to 2975 code for a protein of 604 amino acids. The record is from RefSeq and is a predicted model, not a curated record. Gene Ontology annotation, cellular component: membrane. Gene Ontology annotation, biological process: sodium ion transport; transmembrane transport. The transcript has a single exon. Lineage: Eukaryota; Metazoa; Arthropoda; Insecta; Diptera; Drosophilidae. Gene Ontology annotation, molecular function: symporter activity.